UUUCUUUUUCUCCCCCUCUCUCUUUCUCUCUUUCCCUCUCUCUCCCCUCUCUCUGUCUCUGUCUUAUAUACGCACACGUAUGCACACUCUCACUUGAUCUUUCUUUUUCCCCGUCUAUCGGCGCGCGUUCGCUUUUGCCAUUCGUUCAUUCGUUUCGCGCCUCGUCGGCGAAGUCGCGUCACGAAGCUGGACGGAGGUCACGUCGACCGAAACGCACGUACACGCUACAUCCUGGAGAAUCGGCUCAUCCAGUGAACAUAUCAGCGAACUAGAUCCCUGAGUGCCGGUCGCGAUCGGUCGAGAAGAGGACAGAGAUGAUCGCGAGUGUCCGGUGACAAUUCUUAUACAUAUACAAAACAUCGUCAACAUCGAUAGUAUUUGCAGAGAGAAUAUAUUCUCGAUAUUCUUGAGAAAGUGCCGAUAUAUGCCGGGUAUAUACUGAUAUUGAGAAGAGUUUCGUUAAUCUGAAGCAGCUGUUCACGUACCACGAUAGAAGUGAAACGAGAAAAGGCGAGCAGGACGAGGAAGAGAACUGUGUGCAGUGCAGACAUGUGGCUAAGAAGCGUGCUCCUAAUAUGCGGCGUCAUUGCGGGCAUGCUAGCAGACAGUCCAUCGGAUGUCGUGCAGAUAUCCGGUGACAGUUUGACUCGAAAGAAUGUCGCGGCAACGACAUAUCAGCCACCACGAGCCCUCGCAAUUGAAGAGUUUGUGACAUCCCAUAAAUUGCCAGAAAACGUAGCAAAACCAUUAGACGACGAUGACGAAUACAUUGACGAAAAGAAAAUCGCGCUGAAAGACAAUAAACAAACUAAGAAAGUCACUCAGAAAUUCGAGAAUAACGAGAAAAAAGUGGUUACCCUCGAGCCUGCCAGACGUUUGGAUUUGACCCAGGAGGAGGAUUUGGAGAGUCUCACCGCUAAAAGACAAGCACGAGUCGAGCUCGAAAAUUUUAGCGACACUGGAAAGGUUCUGCAGGAAGGCAGAAUAAAGAAAAUUGAUUCUAAAAGGCCGCGGCCGAUCGAACAGGAUGAGGUUAUUCCGGGAGUCUACGUCAGCGCGGAAUAUCCAACAACUAUGCUGCCCAUCCUAACAACUCCACGUGAAGCACGUAGCAAAGACAGCCUUUUUGAUUUCGUUCCCGUAAACAUUAUUCGCGAGGAUAGCAAAGAUGGCUAUGCGCGUUUUUCGGACGCGAAUUUUGGAGACCUGGGUGACGUGAGUUUGGUACCGGCUGGUACGAAUUCUCGUAUUCAGGUGAAGAAAGGACCGAACGGGAAGGAUUACGAAUACGAGUACGUGUAUUAUUACUACGACGAGGAGGAUGAAAACAAAGCAGGUACGGCGGGUUCGGCUGUGACGAAUUCUUACGACAUUCCUUCCAGAACAACGUCGGCGCCCAGGAGAGCGAACACCCCCAAUAACAGGAGCAAGUAUAGUACCGUGGAGAGGUCGAGCACUGUGGAACCUAGCAAUAACGAGGUUAUACCAAAUAGAAAUGGAAAUAGAGGCAGACAGCUGGUCGAAACUGAAGACGUUUCCGAGGAAAGACUGCCCACGAACACUCGUUUCCCACCGAGAUCACGAUCAAAUCACAACACAGGCACAACGGAACCUUCACGAGGUCGUAGUAAUCGACCGCGACCGAAUCUAGAUCUGGUUGAUUCCAGUAGCUUCCGGACUCAUCAAGAAGGUCCCGAGUUUCCGCAAACCUUGCCGAAAGGACCUGUUAGAUUCUUAGGUGUUACCCCUAAUGAGGACAAUGAACCUUUGUUCAGAAAUCGCGCAAGACCACAGAGAGUUCAAGAACCCGCUCCUGUCGAAGAAAAUGUUGAUGAUUCACCGACACCUAGAAGACGCCUGAGCACAGCAUCGACUGAGACCGGAGUGGAACUGAGCAGAGGUCAACCGGUGCGUUUCAGCGAAGAGGACGAUGAAGAGGAAGAUGCCGCACCGGAAAGAUCCGGCAACAAACGCGUAUCAUUGGAGGACAGGGCGCAAGAGUCCAGUGAGACGGAAACCUCGCCGAUCUAUCCCAGCGUCAGCCCUGACCCCACGGAUAACCCAACGACGGAAUAUCCGUCGGUCAUGGACAAGGUUGCCCUAGAUCUUUAUGCCUUCCUGCAACAAGGACAAAGCAAUCUGAUAGACGCAUCCAGCAGCGAAGCUGGUGAAACAGCUGGAGACAGCACGACUUUAUCCGACGACGAGAAUACGACCGACUUAACGACAACGGCGGAAUUGGCGGAUUCUACGAUCGUUAAUGAGUCCACUAGUACGACGACAACGACGACGACGACUGAACCGACGACCACAACGACAACGACCACAGAACCAACGACUACCACCACUCAAGCCCCCGCAGGAAGAGGGAAAUUCCGACGACCUGGAAUUGGCGGCCCAGCUAUCUCGAGAAAUCGAUUCAAGUCUAACAGCGGCACUAGCAGCACGACCGAAGCAUCCGCAGAGCCGACUCAAAGAACUCGAGCGCGUUUCGGCAGUAAUGGUUCGAACGGUGGAUUCAAACGACCGCGACCGGGUGGUAACAAGCCGAUCGAAGAGGACACUGUGCAAAAAGAGACCGUCGGCUCGACGAACGCGGAAAAACCGCCAGCCGGUCGCGGCAGAUUCCGCACACCUGCCGGCGGCAGAAUCGCCGUUUCCACGACAACGUCGGCGCCGUCGAACGGCGCAACGUCGCCUGCAGCGGCACGGCCUACCUUCAACAAGGUAAACAUCAACCGGAGACGGGGACGACCGACUACAGCCGCGCCGGGAAGCGAGGAACCUCAGGAGGGUGUAACGAAUCCCGAAGCCGGCUCGACCGUCGCCCAGACCGCGCCGGACAGCGCAACCCCGAAGUCCGCCGUUCGCACGAGACCUCCUGGCGCGCCUGCCAUCAGACCGGCCAUAAGACCCGGUGGCAGAGUCAACCUGAGACAGAAACCAGGACAGACGACGACCACGACGACGCUCGCACCGGAAGUCCCUGAGGGAUCCGUCGAGGAACCGGCCGGAGAAGGAACCGAGGAGGAGACUCAUGAGGCGCCAGCAGAAACUAGCCCACCGACAAAAGCUACCACAUCGAAUCCUCUGAACAAAUUGCGUAACCGUAAUCGGCUGCAGGUGCAACCGAAGACCACGACAAAGUCACCAUCAAUAUCGCCGGCGAUCAGGAGAUCGCCGCUGCUACCGCGACGCAAGGUAACCGAGACUCCAGCUGCCCAAUCGAGCCAGGAGGAGACCGUUUCCGAAGAGGAAACCACCGCCAGCGAGACCGAGCCGACCGAGGCGGUCUUCGCCGAGACCAGCACGGCGGCCAGCACUAAGCACGAGGAGACGCGCGGUCUGAGCGGCCUCCUGGCACCCCGACGCAGGAUACCGGCGCGUCGUCCAGGUCAGAUAGCCGCCCGCGAAUAAAGGAUGACACCGACGUUCCGAACUCCGCGAACCAAGGAUCCGAAUGACGAUUCCUGUGACUAAUCGAGAUACGAAGACGGAAGAGUAUAAAUUAGGCAUCCUGUCGUUCGCUCAAUUCACUAAAUGAUACACCGGAUGCCAAUUUCGGAGCAAGAUCUUCCAAUAUUCCCUCUCGCUUAACGGUUUUCCCCUCAUAUUUUUCUCUGAUCGAUAAAAUGGCAUCUCGCGUGUUACGACGAAAACGGCAGGUGUACAUAGUGUCUUUUACGAGAACAGCUUCUCUUAAAAGAUUAAGUUUGUAAUACAGUUUUAAUUGCCCCCUGAACGUGCGUUCAUCAUACGACAUAGUAAAUAUGUGAAACAUCUGAAUUAGUGCUUUCCAAUCAACAUUAAAUGAGAUAAUACUACUUCAUGUAAUUAAUUUGGUAUUUAUGAACGUCCUGUCAAUUUUGAACUACAUUAAAUUGUUUUAUCGACAGAUUCAUUGUUAGUAAAAAUAAGAAUAAUGAAAAACAUUAUCAUGAACUAUAAUUUUGUAAGAUUGUGACGGACGUUCCUUUUUACUGUUUACCGGAAUCACGUAUAAAGUUUAGGUGAAGUAGACGAUGAAUUAUGCGUCGAUGUUCAACGACUAUCUUAAUAAUAUGAUCAACGAUCCUAUCGUAAGCUAUCGGUCGACGCAUUUACUAUGUUAAACCGAUUUAUAAACACGAUAUAUAUCAUCUUCGCGCGGAUGACAAUAAUAAUUAUAACCCAACGCAAUAACGAGAUAAAUAAGUAUUUUCAAGUCUAUAUAUGCUGCGAUAAUUGUAACUAUCGUAUAUUUAAUUCGGUGAGUUUUAUUUAAUGAUUAGCGCUUGCGAAGUUAUCGAAGUACUAUCUCUAACGUGAUACAUGCAUAGAUAUACAUAUACAUAUGUAAUAACAUCCUCUCCCGAGGAUGUAUUUCUAGAAUUAUUACUGCGUGUGCAAUGCGUAAGGGUACUUUUGUAAUUACAAUG
Molecule: messenger RNA, 4418 nt
Organism: Temnothorax curvispinosus
Lineage: Eukaryota; Metazoa; Arthropoda; Insecta; Hymenoptera; Formicidae
Product: mucin-5AC-like
Exons: 9
Coding region: 550-3417 (955 amino acids)
Source: RefSeq, a predicted model, not a curated record